Malaya genurostris is the source of this 756-nucleotide messenger RNA. RefSeq names its product protein cereblon-like. The coding region runs from base 71 to 613 and encodes 180 amino acids. The transcript has 4 exons. NCBI's taxonomy places the organism in Eukaryota, Metazoa, Arthropoda, Insecta, Diptera, Culicidae. The record is from RefSeq and is a predicted model, not a curated record.
GUCAAAGCAGCGGCCAACUUUAGGUGGUCAUCUGAACCAAAAGUUUUAUUCUUUCUGCUCCACGAAAGCUAUGAAGUGCAAUGAAAGUCGGCUCUUGAUGCGUAUUUUCUUGGUGAUUUUUCUUGUUUUUCAAUUAUUUACCACGUCGAUAUUGGAUUCCUCACUGGAGGAAACCGUCAUUGAAGAUUUCUUCAUUUGCCGCUCCUGUGGACACGAUAUUAGCCUGUCUAACUUUCUGUUAGACAAAUAUAGCCCAUUGGCCAUCGGAUCAACGAAUCAAACAUUGUUGGCUGGUAAGCAAAUAUCCGUACAAGAAGUGCAGAAUACUCUUGGUAUACGGUUCAAGAUUAUAAUAGUUCAGCAAGCAUACUGCGCUAAAGUUGAUUCCUGGAGUACCCUACAUUCUUGGUUUCCCGGAUACGCGUGGAAAUUGUGCGUUUGUCCUAAAUGCCGAACACAUUUGGGAUGGAUGUUUGAACCAACAGAGACUGCAACUUCCGAGCGGUACUUUCCGACAGAGAACGGCUUCUACGCUCUAAUUUACAGCAACGUCAUAUCAGAAAGAUACGUAAACUCACUGCUUAUGCGAGAAAAAAUUCUUCGAGAUAAUUAACUGCCGAUUAAGUAAUUAGAUAUCAAGUAACGAAAUGGUUGACCCGAAGCGACACAUUAAUGUUCUCUCGGAGGAGGAUCAAAUAUUCUUGAAUGAAUGCGAGGAAGAAUUCAAGGAUCGGUUCACAGAAAAUGACACCGAGU